UUGAUUCAUAUCCUCCGAGGUUAAUCAUCCGACAGCAAAAUUCUCCUGAUGCUCCGAUGGUCUCCGGCACGCGUUGUUUCCUAUCAGUUGCUUCCGCUUCUCUAUACUCGUUGCUUCUCCGAAGCCUCGAGAACCUUGCGCCGCGAGCUUCGAGGAGGAAACGGGCGAAUUCGACCCGAAUUACUCGAGCGGGUCUCUCGUUUGCUCGUGCUUGGCAGGUACGAAGCAUUACAUGAUCUAUCUCUCGAUUUCUCAGAUGAACUUCUCAAUUCCAUCCUCCGUAGAUUGAGGCUUAAUCCAGAGGCAUGUGUCGAGAUUUUUAAUUUAGCUUCAAAGCAACAAAAGUUCCGGCCUGAUUACAAGGCUUAUUGUAAAAUGGUUCACAUCUUGUCCAGAGCUAGAAAUUACGGUCAGACAAAAUCGUAUCUAUGUGAACUGGUUGCUCUUAAUCACUCGGGCUUCGUUGUCUGGGGGGAGCUUGUUCGGGUUUUCAAGGAAUUUUCCUUCUCUCCUACAGUCUUUGACAUGAUACUGAAAGUUUAUGCAGAGAAGGGUAUGGUUAAGAACGCUUUACAUGUGUUUGACAACAUGGGAAAGUAUGGAAGAAUUCCUAGUUUGUUGUCUUGUAAUAGCUUGUUGAGCAAUUUGGUCAAGAAAGGUGAAAACUUUGUGGCUUUACAUGUUUAUGAUCAGAUGAUUAGCUUUGAGGUUUCUCCGGAUGUGUUUACUUGCAGUAUUGUUGUUAAUGCUUACUGUAGAUGUGGGAAAGUGGAUAAAGCCAUGGCAUUUGCGAAAGAAAUGGAUAAUUCAUUGGGUUUGGAGCUGAAUGUGGUAACUUGCAAUAGUUUGAUCAAUGGAUAUGCUAUGAUCGGAGAUGUUGAGGGAAUGACAAGAGUAUUGCGUUUGAUGUCUGAGAGAGGGGUUUCUAGGAACGUUGUUACGUUUACGUCGUUGAUUAAGAGUUAUUGUAAAAAGGGUUUGAUGGAAGAAGCGGAACAGGUGUUUGAAUUGGUAACGGAAAAGAAACUUGUUCCGGAUCAGCAUAUGCACGGUGUGUUGAUAGAUGGAUAUUGUCGUAAUGGUCGAAUCUGUGAUGCCGUUAGGGUUCAUGAUUAUAUGAUUGAGAUGGGAGUAAGAACAAAUACAACCAUUUGUAACUCCUUGAUCAAUGGGUAUUGCAAAUCUGGUCAAUUAGUCGAAGCGGAACAAAUACUUACUCGGAUGAAUGAUUGGAGCUUGAAACCAGAUCAUCAUACAUACAAUACCCUUGUGGAUGGGUAUUGCCGGGCUGGUCAUGUUGACGAGGCUUUAAAGCUUUGUGGUCGAAUGUGCCAAAAAGAAGUUGUACCAACAGUUAUGACUUACAAUAUUCUUCUUAAAGGUUAUAGUCGGAUUGGUGCUUUUCAUGAUGUUUUGAGCCUUUGGAAGAUGAUGCUAAAAAGAGGCGUAACUGCCAAUGAGAUUAGUUGUAGCACCCUACUCGAAGCAUUGUUCAAGCUUGGCGAUUUUGAUGAAGCUAUGAAGCUGUGGGAGAAUGUCUUAGCAAGAGGUCUAUUGACGGAUACGAUAACCUUAAAUGUAAUGAUCAGUGGACUGUGUAAAAUGGAGAAGGUCAAUGAAGCCAAAGAGAUUCUAGAUAACGUGAACAUUUUCAGAUGUAAGCCAGAUGUGCAAACAUAUCAAGCGUUGAGCCAUGGGUAUUAUAAUGUCGGAAAUUUGAAAGAAGCUUUCGCGGUUAAAGAUUUUAUGGAAAAGAAAGGAAUCUUCCCCACCAUAGAAAUGUAUAACACUCUGAUAUCUGGUGCUUUCAAGUAUAAACACUUGAAUAAAGUAGCGGAUCUUGUGAUCGAGCUACGCGCAAGAGGAUUAACUCCUACUGUUGCUACAUAUGGGGCUCUUAUCACCGGCUGGUGCAAUAUUGGAAUGAUAGAUAAAGCCUAUGCUACAUGUUUCGAGAUGAUAGAGAAAGGGAUUACCUUAAAUGUGAAUAUUUGCAGCAAGAUUGCAAACAGUUUGUUUCGGCUUGAUAAGUUUGACGAGGCUUGUUUGCUAUUGCAGAAGAUUGUGGAUUUUGAUCUGCUUCUUCCUGGUUACCAGAGCUUGAAGGAGUUUCUUGAGCCUAGUGCUACAACAUGUCUUAAAACACAAAAAAUUGCUGAGUCUGUCGAGAAUAGUACUCCUAAGAAGCUCUUAGUUCCCAAUAACAUUGUUUACAAUGUUGCUAUCGCAGGUCUCUGUAAAGCUGGGAAACUCACGGAUGCUCAAAAACUCUUCUCGGAUUUACUAUCCAGUGAUAGGUUUAUUCCAGACGAAUACACAUACACGAUCCUAAUACAUGGAUGUGCUAUUGAUGGUGAUAUAAACAAAGCCUUUAACCUGAGGGAUGAGAUGGCUCUAAAAGGUAUUAUCCCGAACAUUGUUACAUACAAUGCUUUGAUAAAAGGCUUGUGCAAGUUGGGGAAUGUAGAUCGUGCUCAGAGGCUUUUACGUAAGCUUCCACAGAAGGGCACAACACCUAAUGCUAUUACCUAUAACACAUUGAUUGAUGGACUGAUUAAAAGUGGUGAUGUUGCUGAAGCUAUGCGCUUAAAAGAAAAAAUGAUUGAGAAAGGCUUGGUUAGAGGAUCCUAUAAACAAGGGGAUGUUGACAAACCGAAGGAGGUUUUGGAUCCGGGAGUUAAAUUGGGGAUCACAGGAGUGACAGAAAUGAAUUCGAAUGAGCAUUAUGAUGAUAGGAUAGUUUCUGAAGCAUGCGUAUGAUGAUGAAAAAAAUCCUUACCUCUUGUAAAACCCUUCGAAACAUCACUAUGAGUGAUGGGUAACAGGAAAGGAGGCUACUAAGAAUCUCCUCCAUUGUUGUGGUAUGAUUGUAUACUUCAAGGAAACAGUGUAUCGUCUCAAGAUCAUAUGAAAAUUGUGAUCGUCAGCUCAAAAUCCAUCACUUGGAUUCAAAUUUGUCGGCCUUUUCUUCUGAUCCUUGACGUCCUUAAGAUAUGAGACAUCACAUUCAUGGAGCCUGAAGUUUCGAGCGGCCUCAGGUUUAUUGAUAAAGGGCAAACGAUCGAUAUCAGUCAGUGGUUUUUGAUAAGCUGAUCAACAGAUCAAACCAGUAAGCUCUCCAUCUCACGGUAGUUCUUGUUCCUUCCAAAGCCAGAUAAGACUCUGUGAUCAUAUAUAUGUACCAUAUAAUGUUGGAUGUAACAAAUGUGAUUGAUUAAUAAGUAAGUUGCUUCAGAUCAACACAAGCUAUUGAUUUAAAUUGACGAGCCAA
Arabidopsis lyrata subsp. lyrata is the source of this 3271-nucleotide messenger RNA. RefSeq names its product putative pentatricopeptide repeat-containing protein At1g19290. Gene Ontology annotation, molecular function: protein binding. The record is from RefSeq and is a predicted model, not a curated record. NCBI's taxonomy places the organism in Eukaryota, Viridiplantae, Streptophyta, Magnoliopsida, Brassicales, Brassicaceae. The coding region runs from base 49 to 2760 and encodes 903 amino acids. The transcript has 2 exons.